Molecule: messenger RNA, 3349 nt
Organism: Moneuplotes crassus
Lineage: Eukaryota; Ciliophora; Spirotrichea; Euplotida; Euplotidae
Source: the annotation of a GenBank genome assembly
GAGAUUCUGAAUGAUGGAAGACCACUUGCUUGAAGGAUAUGCACCAGAUUCUCUCGAUAUUGACAAAGAACUCCUGAUGAGCUUCUUUGAUAAAGAUAACAGAGAAAGGGAAGGAGCUGAGAUGCCAAUGUCUCUAAGAAAAAUGAAUAUAAAUGAACUCAUGAGGAGACUUAACACAUCAGCCCAUCAAGGAAUCUCUCUUGAUGAGUCUGAAAUACUCAAAAGAAGGAAUAAAUAUGGUAAUAAUCUAAUGACACCUGAGAAAACACCAAGAAAAACAGGCGACAAUGACUAUUCUGAUGUGAAUCUUUCUCGUAAAAGAACUAUUUCGGCUUACACUCUCGAUCAUUUUAAAGAUAAAAUGUGGAGCAUUCUUUUGUUGUGUUGUCUAAUUUUACUCGCGAUUUCAAUCUUUGAGGAAAACAACUCUACAUUGAAUACUUGGUUGAUCGGAACUACUGUUCUAUCAAUGUACGUCUUAAUCCUUGUCCUCCAUAUCAUCUUUGAAAGAUACAAGCACAACACUUUGCUCAAUACUAUUCGAGAAAUGGAAAACAAGAUUGAAGUCACUGUAAUUAGAGAUUCAAAAGAGUUUGUGAUCAAACAAUCUGAAUUAGUAGUCGGUGACAUUGUAAUCUUGUCUGGAGGGGAUGCCAUCCCUGCAGACUGUGUCGUAAUAGAAGCAAACCUUCAAGCAAAAGUAGAUGAAUCAUAUCUCACACCUGAUAUCAAUCCAGUUCAAAAGAAAGCUAUUAAGGUCUUCCAAGAAACUUUUGAAAAACAAAAAGAAGAAUCUAAGCAGAGCUAUGAUAUUGAAGUUCCAGAUCCUUUCCUAUUAGCUUCCACUUUUGUGAUUUCAGGGAGGAUGAAAGCACUUGUCCUCGCUGUUGGAAGGAAUACAUAUGUCAGGAGCCAGAACUUACAUAGCCCAUAUUACACAAUAAUGGGUGAAAAGAGAACAAUACUCCAAUCUAAAAUUGACAGAAUAGUGAACAACAUUGGAAAGUAUUCAUUGCCAAUGUGUAUUAUAAUCUUAUCCACAAUGUUUUUCAAGCACAUAUGGGUAAACUUGAAUCAAGAAGAGGCAAAUUAUAACCUAAAAGGCCUAGAGAUCUUCGGAGGGACAUUUUAUCUGAUCACCUACUUCUGUAUUCUCCUAAUAAUGUUUAUCCCAGUGGGACUAUCGAAUGCUGUGGAGUUCAUCAUCACCUACAUUAUUAAAAUAUCAAGCGAAAACUGAAUUUGUCUUUCCAAGUCAACUCCAGAGAAUAUGGCCCGUAUCGACCAGCUCUGUAUCGAAAAAGGAGGUACACUGACGACUAAAUAAAAUGGAGGUUGUACAAAUAGAUGUUUUUGAUAGGACCCACACUCAGAUUGAAACCAUUGAUGAUAAACGCAGAGACCUGAUAGUCUCUAAUCUGGCCAUCAAUGUUGUUCAUCUCAAUUCCAUGGGAAGAAUUGUCACAAAUCUUAACAAUGAGAGGAGGCAUAUAGGAAACCGCAUGGAAUGAGCAUUCUUAGAAUUCCUAUCUAAGAACGGAAUUGAUUACCAAGAAAUCCGUAAAAAUUCUACUGAAAUUUCACAGACAAAUCCAAGCGAGCAGAUAAGAAUAGUAGUAACAGUUGCAGAGCAUAAGGAAGAUCCUAACUUACUCAGAGUGUAUGCUAAUGGCUCUACUGACGUAUUCUUAACUAGAUGUAACAGAAUUCUCUCGAGCAACGGCCAAAAGGUACCAUUCACAUAUUCUCAGAAGCAGCAGAUCAUUGAAGAGACAAUUCAAAAAUAUCAGAAAAACAGAUUGAGAGUUCUUGCUCUUGGCUAUAAAGACAUCACAAAGGAAGAGUAUUACAGCCUAAGCGAGGAGCAAAACUCAGAGCUUAUAGGAAAACAUUUUAUUCUUGUCUCCUUAAUCGCUCUUGAUGAUCCUACUAGAGGUGAGGAAGCCCAGAAAGCAGUCUCUGACUGCAGGAAAGCAGGAGUUAACGUCAGAAUAAUCAGUGGAGACUCCACAGAAGCUACAAAGGCAAUCGCUAAAGAGACAGGAGUUCUCUGUGAUUUUGAUGAAAUCUGCGUCAACAAUGUUUGUAUCGAAGGUGAAGAAUUUGCCAAGAAAGUCGGAGGAAUAAUUACACAUUCUAAAAAGAGCAGAUGGAGGAAAGAUUAUAUUAAAAACGAAAGUGCAUUUAAAGAAUGAAUCAAAGACCUUAAAAUAAUAUCAUGCUCAUCAUCAGAGCAUAAAUAUUUAUUAGUCACAGGACUGAAGAAUGAGGGAUAUACUGUUGGAGUCACUGGUAUAACUCCUGCUGAUACAAAGAGUCUACUGAAGGCUGAUGUUGGACUGACUCUUAACCAGCUGGGAUCUGAGGUAGCAAAACACUCUUCUGAUGCUAUUCUUCAAAAUGAUAGCCUCAAAUCAAUAGUAAUCGGAAUAUUGUGGGGUCGAAAUCUCUUUACGAUAAUUAAAAAGUACCUUCAGUUCUACUGAACCUUCCUUUUUGUGCUAUUGUUUAUUAUACUCUUUGGAACAUUAAUACAAGGAAGUAUUCCAUUCAACCUUUUUGAACUUCUCUGGUUGCAUAUCAUUGUUGAUUUUAUAGUCCUAUUUGUGUUCUUGCUAGAAAAGCCUAGCUCAGGACUCCUCCUUCAAAAUGUUGUGAAAUAUAGUGAUCCUCUUCUGAAUGAAAACAUCUUGAAAUUCAUAAUUCUUGUAGGAAGUUAUGAAAUACUAGCCUUGAUUGUAACUCAAAUUCUUAUAGAAUAUUUCUCUUCCCAAGUGAUUCCCUUAGGCUCUCUGUGGGAAUCAGACAGUGGAGUGACAGGAACGAUAAUCUUCCAAAUAUUCUUCUACUUCAUAAUGUGAAACCUAAUCCUCUCCAAAACCCUCAAAACCAACGAAAUCACCAUCCUCCACGACAUCUGGAGCACAACCGGCAUCAUUAUCCUCGCUCUGACGCUCAUCCAGACCGCUCUAGUCACCUACGGAAACCAACUGAUCUCCUACAAAGUCAUCAACAUCUACCACCACCUCUUCUCCCUCUUCAUCGGCCUCACCCCUCUCCUCAUCGGCUUAGUCACCAAACACCUCAUCCCCUCCUCCCCCUUCACUUUCAAAAUCUCCGAAAAUCCACUUGAACGCAAUGAGAACAAAGGCAACCUUCUACACUACCUUCGGAAGAAGGUCCCUCUUCCUCCUAAAAGGUCUGUCAAACAGAAGUGGAGGGAGAAUCCCUCCACUCAGUAUGAUACGAAGGGUAAGCUGAAAGUGCAGUGGGCCAUGGAUGAAGAGGAAGGCAAAGGAAGCAGGACAAAGUAGGGGUAAAGGAGUUUUAAGAAAAUUUGAAAAAUCUA